CGCCGUCUUCGAAGGGUCAUCGUUGCCACCGGUCCUGUACAGCGCACGCUUGUAGUGGAACCGAUUUUGUUGUGAUACUGUAACGCGACCAGCGGCACAGACGCAUCCAGCUGCGAGGCAGUAUUCCUUGGGCCGCCCUGAUCGAACGUGCUACACAAACGCAGCUAACCACAGGGAAGCAUCAUCUCGGCCACGUGCACGAUGAAUCUGCUAGCAACACUCACGGUGGCCUGUUUGGUAGUGUUGGUAGUGGAACUACCGGCCAUCCACGGGCAGUCUUGCGAUGGGAAAUGUUUGCCGCGAAACAAAUGUCAACGGGAGUUGUCGGAUGAAGACGAUGCAGUACCGGAUGUGGAUUUGCGUAUAGGUCAGCAAAAUUCGGACGUUGUCGGCAAUUGUCCUCACUAUCUGGAUGUGUGCUGCCCACCGGGCGAGGAACUUGAGGAACCGCUCACACACGAACCAACCAGCUUCCAGCCGUGCGGUCAGCGGAACAGUAACGGUGUAGGGUUUCGUAUCGGCGCCGGAAAGGUGGAAGAAUCCGAAUUUGGCGAAUUCCCAUGGACGCUGCUGGUUCUAGAGCUGCAAAAGCUGUUCGAUUCCGAGGAGAAGGAAGUGUAUGCGUGCGUCGGCUCCCUUCUCGCACCGAAUGUGGCCCUUACGGUGGCACAUUGCGUUAACAAAAAGUCCCUCAGCAGUUUGUUAGUGCGGGCCGGUGAAUGGGACACCCGGACCGAAUCCGAAGUACUCCCCUAUCAGGACGCCAAAGUGAAGCAAGUGUUGAUACACGACCGUUACAACAAGCAGCACCACUACGAUGUGGCUCUGCUGGUGCUGGAAAAACCGUUCGAGGCGGCAGAAAACAUCCAGCUAAUCUGUCUACCACCGCCCAGUGUGCGGCCUCCGGUCGGUACGGAGUGUUUGACCGGUGGUUGGGGUAAGGAUAGGUUCGGACAGACCGGCGUUUACCAGCAGAUACUGAAACGGGUCACGCUGCCGAUCGUCGAUCAGGCCCAAUGCCAGACAGCCCUGCGGAAAACACGUCUCGGCGCAGGCUUCAAGCUGCACAGUUCGUUCCUGUGUGCCGGAGGGAAAAAGGAUGCGGACGUGUGCUCCGGCGACGGGGGUGGCGCUCUGGUAUGCCUGCUGCCAGGUUCGCAAACCGCAUACUAUCAGGCGGGUAUCGUUGCCUGGGGUAUCGGAUGCGGUGAUGAGAACAUACCCGGAGUGUACGCGGACGUGGACACCGUGCGUUCCUGGCUCGUGGACAAUCUGAACGCGUUGAAGGUCGAUCCGACCUACUACACGGCUUCGUGAGUAAACGAAGGUCAAUGGCCAUGAUGAAAAUUCCCAGUUAACUUAUCACUCAUCGCAUAAUCCAACAGAAAAUAAAAAGAUCAUUAUUCCAUAAA
This is a messenger RNA of Anopheles moucheti, 1412 nucleotides long. Its product is annotated as phenoloxidase-activating factor 2-like. Gene Ontology annotation, molecular function: serine-type endopeptidase activity. NCBI's taxonomy places the organism in Eukaryota, Metazoa, Arthropoda, Insecta, Diptera, Culicidae. The coding region runs from base 202 to 1317 and encodes 371 amino acids. The transcript has 4 exons. Gene Ontology annotation, biological process: proteolysis. The record is from RefSeq and is a predicted model, not a curated record.